GCCUCCUUCUAAAACCUGCAGAUUCCUCCAGCCCGUCCAAGCGCCUGAAGUUUCCUCAGCCCUGCUGCCGGGACUGCGAGGGUUUGCCGAAAGAUGAGGGCCUGGAUUUUUUUCCUUCUCUGCCUGGCAGGCAAAGCCCUGGCAGCUCCGCAGGAGGCUCUGCCUGAUGAGACGGAGGUCAUCGAAGAUCCCACCACAGAGGAGCCCGUGGGGGCUAACCCCGUCCAGGUGGAGGUGGGAGAGUUCGAGGAACCCACGGAGGAUGUAGAGGAGAUUGUCGCAGAGAACCCCUGCCAGAACCACCACUGCAAGCACGGCAAGGUGUGCGAGGUGGAUGACAACAACUCGCCCAUGUGUGUGUGCCAGGACCCCUCCAGCUGCCCAGCCACCACCGGCAUCUUCGAGAAGGUCUGCGGCACUGACAACAAGACCUACGACUCCUCCUGCCAUUUCUUUGCCACCAAGUGCACCUUGGAGGGAACCAAGAAGGGACACAAGCUGCACCUGGACUACAUUGGGCCUUGCAAGUUCAUCCCCGCCUGCCUGGACACAGAGCUGACCGAGUUCCCCCUGCGCAUGCGGGACUGGCUCAAGAACGUGCUGAUCACCCUGUACGAGCGCGACGAGGACAACAACCUGCUGACCGAGAAGCAGAAGCUCAAGGUGAAGAAGAUCCACGAGAACGAGAAGCGCCUGGAGGCUGGUGACCACACCGUGGAGCUGCUGGCCCGCGACUUUGAGAAGAACUACAACAUGUACAUCUUCCCCGUGCACUGGCAGUUCGGGCAGCUGGACCAGCACCCCAUUGAUGGGUACCUGUCCCACACCGAGCUGGCCCCCCUCCGUGCCCCCCUCAUCCCCAUGGAGCACUGCACCACCCGCUUCUUCGAGGCUUGCGACCUGGACAACGACAAGUACAUCGCCCUGGAGGAGUGGGCCAGCUGCUUUGGCAUUAAGGAGCAGGACAUAGACAAGGAUCUUGUGAUCUAAACCCCCAGCUUCCUUCUCUGCUGCCAACUUUGUCUUGUUUUAACCUUCCUACUUCCUUUGGUUUUUA
This is a messenger RNA of Gymnogyps californianus (California condor), 1057 nucleotides long. It is a transcript of the gene SPARC, whose product is annotated as secreted protein acidic and cysteine rich. Gene Ontology annotation, biological process: anatomical structure development. The coding region runs from base 94 to 990 and encodes 298 amino acids. The record is from RefSeq and is a predicted model, not a curated record. Lineage: Eukaryota; Metazoa; Chordata; Aves; Accipitriformes; Cathartidae. Gene Ontology annotation, molecular function: protein binding; collagen binding; calcium ion binding. The transcript is spliced from 10 exons.